GUAGAAUUAUUAUAAGCGGAAAUAGGUAUGUUUCAUAAAUAAUAUAUUAACAAUUCAACGUAUAAACUCGAAUUAUUUCCAUGUCAGUUUAUUGUGAUAGUUACUAGAAUGUCGUCAAAGUGAAUAUCUACAAAUGUCAUUGAAAAAGGGUUGGAUUGAUUUUGCUACCAACGGAAGCAUACAUGGCUUUAAGUAUAUGGUAGAUUCUAGUAUAAGUGUUGUAGAGAGAGUGUUUUGGAUCAUAAUAGUCCUUUGUAGUCUAGCAGCCUCUAUUUACAUCACCAUAUUGUUCUGGGCCCGGUAUGCGGCCAAUCCCACAAGAACUAUAAUACAGGCAAACUUUGCGCAAAUCUCGACAGUUCCAUUUCCAGCUGUAACAAUUUGCAAUGUAAACAAAAUGUUGAACAGAAAGUUGGAUAGUCUAAUGGAUACUCUGUCCGCUUCAAAAGAAGAACUUAAUAUCACUGGAAAUAUUAUAUCCGCUCUAAUGAGAACGACUUCUUUUUACGAAACUUCGGCAGCAGAUGACACUAAAAUUAAUAACAGUACUGCGCUUUCUAUAGCUACUACUGUAUUGAAAAGGCACGGAUUUUUAGAUAUUUCACAAGUAAUACCCCAUAUAUCGCAAGGGUGCGACGAAAUGAUACACAAAUGUGAAUGGAACCGAGUGGAAGUGCCUUGCCAGGACCUUUUUAGCGGAUUGUUAACAGAAGAUGGAAGGUGUUGUGCUUUUAACUAUGCUUCCAGUAACGAUAUGACAAUUAAAUAUACCCUUUACUAUGGAAUGUCUACUGGUUUAAGAAUUACACUGCAUCCAGAAUAUAAUCACCGAGCAAUCGCCGGAAUUAUAGUUACAAUUCAUAAUCCAAAAAACUUUCCCGAUGGCGAACAGAACUUACGAAAAAUUCUCCCUUUGGGUCACGCACAUUACGUGCAAGUGGGAAGUAUUAAACAGACAUGCAGUGAAGAAGUUAAGAAACUUGACAUAACUUUUCGAAAAUGCGUUUAUUCAGAGGAACGUCGCCUUGGCUUGUUGGGACCCUACACGUAUUCCAAUUGCCUGACCUUAUGCAAAGCCCAUUUAUCAGAUGAAAAAUGUAACUGCAUCCCUUAUUAUUUUCAACUGUUCCUUAAUAAACAAAUUUGUACCUUUAUGGAUCAACAGUGUUUACAAAAUAAUGUCACUACUGAAUCAUUCAGAGAUUGCAAUAAUUGCCCAGCCCAAUGUGAAGAGGAUGUGUACGAUAUUACUUUAACAAGCGCAAAAUUUACUAACAACUUGGACGUUUGGAUGGAGGACUAUUUCUCCAACUUUAACGAGACGCAAAAAGCCAUUCUACUAAAUAUAUUCUUUGCUUUUAAUGGGCAAACGGUGUGGGUAACAGAUACGAUAACGUCUGGAAUAUAUCUAAUAUCGUCUUUUGGAGGAAUUUAUUCGCUUUUUCUGGGCUGCAGCAUCAUAUCCAUUAUUGAAGCACUCUACUACUUGAUAAAAGGACACUUAUUUUGGCAAAAGUCAAUUAACCAAAAUACUAUUUUCCCUAAGCAACUUUCAACCAAUUUUAUCGUCCUUCAAUCUGAUAAAGCGCAAAAAUCGCAGAACUCGUUUCCUAUCAUUCCCUAUAUCAACUGACAAGUUAUAUGAUCUCGAUAGAUUUUAGCAGAAAUUAAAUCGUAACAAUUCAUUUAAGAUAAAAACUCAAACACACACUAUCGAUUGUUUUUAAGAAAUACACACAGAGAAAGAU
Molecule: messenger RNA, 1748 nt
Organism: Dendroctonus ponderosae (mountain pine beetle)
Lineage: Eukaryota; Metazoa; Arthropoda; Insecta; Coleoptera; Curculionidae
Product: sodium channel protein Nach
Exons: 10
Coding region: 134-1633 (499 amino acids)
Biological process (GO): sodium ion transmembrane transport
Cellular component (GO): membrane
Molecular function (GO): ligand-gated sodium channel activity
Source: RefSeq, a predicted model, not a curated record